Triticum dicoccoides is the source of this 2076-nucleotide messenger RNA. RefSeq names its product receptor-like protein EIX1. The record is from RefSeq and is a predicted model, not a curated record. Gene Ontology annotation, molecular function: protein binding. Lineage: Eukaryota; Viridiplantae; Streptophyta; Magnoliopsida; Poales; Poaceae. The annotation marks the transcript as partial. The transcript has a single exon.
UGCUGCACCUGGGAAGGAGUUAAGUGCAGCAACAGAACCGGCCAUGUUGUCAAGCUCAAGCUCAGUGGCUGUGGCUAUGAAGCGCGAGUGGGAGGUGAGAUCAGCCCCUCUUUGACUGCCUUACACCACUUGAGAUAUUUAGACUUGAGCUGCAGCAACUUCAGUGGGGUACAGAUCCCAAAAUUUCUUGGUUCUCUUACAAAUCUUCAGCAUCUUGAUCUUUCUCGUGCAAGCUUUGUGGGAAGAGUACCUCCACAGCUUGGUAAUCUCUCCAAACUUGCAUUUCUUAGUGUCUCGGCCAAUUCGUUAUACUCAGAUGACCUUGCAUGGUUAUCACAUCUCACCUCACUGCAGUACCUUGACAUGAGCUUCGUUAAUCUUAGCUCCGUAGUGGAUUGGGUGCAUGCAAUCAACAAGCUUCCGCCAUUGAAAGUUCUUUGUUUGGAAGAUAGUGAUCUCAGAAACAGCCCUGCUACUCUCUCUCAUUAUAAUCUAACAGCCCUCCGGGUGUUGGAUAUCAGCGGUAACCGCUUCCACACUGCACUUUCUGCCAACUGGUUUUGGCAUAUAACUACAUUGACUUCUCUUGAUCUCUCCACAUCUGAUUUGCAUGGUUCAAUUCCUGAUGAAAUGGGAAAUAUGACCUCUCUUGAAGAAGUUCACAUAGGCGGCUAUGAAACCAGCCUUACUGGUAUAAUACCAUCAAAUUUGAAGAAUCUAUGCAAUUUGAAGAUUGUGGACCUAUCGGAGAGCAACACCACAGGGGAUAUAGGAGAGCUGAUGGAACGGUUACCAAAGUGCUCAUGGGACAAGCUGUACUCUUUGGAUUUCUCGGACAACAACAUCGGCGGGAGCUUGCCAAAUUGGUUAGGACCUCUACCUAAUUUGACCAUUUUAGAUUUGUCCAAUAAUUAUAUUGAAGGACCUAUGCCACUAUGGAUAGGAUCACUUCCACAACUGGCUUUCCUGUAUCUUUAUUCUAACCAACUGGUUGGUGAAAUGAAUGAAGAUCACUUAGAAGGACUGAGAAGUUUACAAGAACUACGAAUGUCAGAUAACUCUGUUUCCAUGGUGGUCAGGUCAGAUUGGGUUCCUUCAUUCAGGCUACAAGUGGCCAAGCUCAGAUCAUGCCGGCUUGGACCCACAUUCCCAGCAUGGCUCAGGUCGCAAUCUAACAUUCAAGUUAUUGACAUCUCUAAUGCUUCCAUUACUGAUGAUGUACCCGAUUGGUUCUGGACCCUAGCUUCAAAUGCUACUCUCUUGGAUAUGUCAAAAAACCAAUUAAGUGGCACACUCCCAGCAUCCCUUGAAACAAUGAAAGCAGAGCUAAUGGACCUAAGUGUUAAUAGAUUUACUGGUGCAGUCCCAAAGUUUCCUUGGCAGGUGGAAUAUUUCGACUUAUCCAGAAACAAAUUAUCAGGGACACUCCCAUCAGAUUCGGUAGCCCCAUAUCUGUCUAUGCUUGCACUUUACAACAAUUCAAUAUCUGGCAACAUACCAUAUUCAUUGUGCCAUUCAUUCUUGAUAAAAUUAGACCUAUCAGGAAAUAUGCUGAUAGGAGAGGUGCCAAUUUGCCAGAAGGGAGAUUUUGCGGGCUUCACAUAUAUGGAGUCACUAAAUUUAAAUAGCAAUAAUCUUUCAGGAAAUUUCCCAUCAAUUCUUCAAAUGUCCAAAUAUAUGAUUUUUCUUGAUCUUGCAUACAAUCGGUUCUCUGGGAAUUUGCCGGUAUGGUUAGCAGAAAACAUGACAUCCCUUGCAUUGCUACGACUGCGGUCCAAUAUGUUUUCAGGGCAUAUUCCCGUUGAACUUGCAAAGAUUGAAGGGCUUCAAUAUUUGGACCUUGCAUGUAACAAUUUUUCUGGAGGUAUACCUGAAUCCAUAGCAAAGCUGAAGGCAAUCGCUCGGUCUCAUGGAUUUAGUGAUUCACUUUAUGGACUCUCAGUUAAUCAUUAUUCUAUGUUGAUUCAUUCAGCCAAAUAUGGUGACAAAAUGUACGACACGACAACUGUGUCUGUUCUUACUAAGGGACAACAGCUAGAGUUUUCCAAAGAGUUGGCAUACAUGGUAAACAUUGAU